Molecule: messenger RNA, 4118 nt
Organism: Dicentrarchus labrax (European seabass)
Lineage: Eukaryota; Metazoa; Chordata; Actinopteri; Moronidae
Gene: crsp7
Product: cofactor required for Sp1 transcriptional activation, subunit 7
Exons: 3
Coding region: 244-2157 (637 amino acids)
Biological process (GO): regulation of transcription by RNA polymerase II; positive regulation of gene expression
Cellular component (GO): nucleus; core mediator complex; mediator complex
Molecular function (GO): transcription coregulator activity
Source: RefSeq, a predicted model, not a curated record
AGAGAUCCAGCAGCUGGUAGUGAGUUGCUAGAGCGCCGAGCAGGCAGCAGCCGACGGUCAACACAGCGCACACAUUUCCUACUCCAUGUGAGAUAAACUGAGCCGUCUAUCUUGCAGGCGACAGAAAAAUAUGCUGUUCGGACGCCUGACGUGUUACCGCACCGGCCUUUGACUCAUCAUUGUCACCCGGUUUACAUUUUGGAGGAUUCCUCCCUCCAUCCUCCGGAUCGCACCGAACAGGCAAUGACAACGGUCUCAGCAACUCCGCUGCAGAUGAGGGACCGGCUGCUGCAGGCCAUCGACAGUCAGAGCAAUAUAUGCAAUAUGGUGGCUGUACUGGAGGUAAUUUCCUGUCUUGAAAAGUAUCCUAUCACCAAAGAAGCACUUGAGGAAACUCGACUCGGAAAAUUGAUCAAUGAUGUGAGGAAGAAGACAAAGGAUGAAGACCUUGCCAAGCGUGCUAAGAAACUCUUAAGGACCUGGCAAAAGCUGAUUGAACCUGGACCCGCUGUGGCUGCGAGUGCCCCUGGGUCCACCAAUGGCAGUUCUCAUCCCUGCAGAACAGAGGCAUCUCCUCCUGACAUUACUCUGCCAGGGAAGGGUGCCCCUGAAGUCAAAAUCAGAAACGAUGUUCACAACACAUACUCACCAAAAGCGGAGAAAUCAGGCAGCCGCAAACGGCGAGCAGAGCACAGAGACAGUGGAGUGCACUUACCAGAAAAAAUCUCCAAGAUGUCUUCAUGUGAUAAUUCUGUUUCACCACCACCCACCAAUGGGAUUGCAGGCAGUCCUGAUGCCCCGCCUGACCAACAAGUCGUCCCUUCUCCUGACAGAUCUCGGAUAGAGCACCUUGAUAAUGAUAAAAUCAACAGAAUUCCGGUUAACGCUGUCAAGCCUCGCCCCAGCUCCCCAGGAGUGGCCAAACUACCUAGCACUUCCUCUAUGAUCAAGGUUGCUGUGAUGCAACAACAGGCCAGAUUGGAUGAAGGAGGAGGAGGAGGAGGAGGAGGAGGGGGGUAUUAUCAAGCCAAAAGUCCCCGUGGGCUCACUACAAGUCCUAGGAGCAUGAAGCAAGACACAGUGACCAAGCGCUCUUCAGCAUAUGUGCCGAAAGCAACACCUAUCCCAAGCCCUUCAUCUAGGAACUCCCCCUUGUCUUUGCCCCAGCCCAUAUCCUCCCCUGCCCAAGCACUGUACGCUGACAAGCUGCCACAUUCUUCUCAUAGAUCUUCAAUGCACUGGGCUAGUUCAUCAGAAGUCCCCUCUCAUUGCCCACCACAAGACAUAUCUGUAACACUGGAUUCCCCAUCAGUCUCCCUUUCACCUUCUCACCUCCAACACAACUCAGAACUACACAGACCGACAUCCGAGGGAGCCAUAUCUGUGUCAGAUGACACAGAUGGGACGACGGUCCCUAACUCAGAACAUAAAAGGAGGAAGUACAGAUCAAGAGACUACGCUGUCAACUUAGACGGCCAGAAAGUAGAGGACACGACUAAGCCUGUACGGUUAAAAGAGCGCAGACUAACAUUUGACCCUGUCACAGGCCAGAUAAAACCUCUGGUACAUAAAGAACCUUCUCAAACAGAGGAAGCCCCCACUCCUGACCCUGUUGAGUCUAGACAGAGAACUGAAAGCACUGUACAACGGCCCGUUCCAGCUCCAGUUCCAGCUCCAGUUCCAGCUCCAGUUCCAGCUGCAGUUCCAGCUCCCGCCCCAGCCUCAGCCUCAGCCUCAGCCCCAGCCCCAGGUACUGGCCCUAACCCUUUUCAUCAAACGAACUGGAAGGAGCUGUCCAGAAAUGAAAUCAUCCAGUCCUACUUGAACCUUCAGAGCAAUGUGCUCACCUCCUCAGGGGUCCAGGCCCCUAGUGCACACUUUUUCAUGUCAGAGUAUCUGAAAAGGGAAGAACAGGAGAUCAAGGACUCACGGAAGAUACAUGUUCUGCAGACGGACAGCUCAGUAGGGGAUUUACCGGGCUUGAGCCGGGAGGUGACGGACGAGGACCUCGGCAGGAUACAUACACAGCACUGGCCCGGGGUUAACGGUUGUUAUGACACCAAGGGCACCUGGUAUGAUUGGACAGAGUGCAUAUCAUUGGACCCUCACGGGGAUGAAAGCAAAUUGAACAUCCUGCCAUACGUUUGCCUAGACUGAGGGGUUUGGGAAGGUUUCUGUCCUUUUCCACUCCUUUCUUUGUCUCUCCACAGAGACGAGAUACUUUGUGAUUUUGUUUGUCCACUGUGAGUUUGGCAAAAGCCAGGCCUGCUAAACCCCCACCCUGUGCCUCUUUCUCUUUCUGUGAUAAUCUUUUGAGAUUUUGGUAUAAAAGGAGUAAAGAUUAAAAGAAUAGUUGAGUUUGUAAUACCAAGGGCUGUUUCUGUUUUAUUUUUCAAACUGAAAGUCACAGGAAUGAUGAGGCCCUAGUUGCAGAAUGCUGCUACUAACACUGAUGGCAAGAAAGAGAGGACAGAAUUGUCCCAGAUGACCGUAAAUAGAGUUAUGAUGUGAAUUUUUUGAUUUUCUGAAUCCUACCUCUAUUUCAGUCUUACUUGGAUGAUAUUGUUUUCUCUUCAGCCUUCUAUUUUUCUAAUGAGGAAUUACAAUCUAGGGUUAAAUUUGAGGGAAGGCUGGGGUUUAGCUGUCCUGUUGGGACUGCCAUGUUGGUGCCCAGGAAGAUGUUGAUAGAGUUCAUCUAGCGCAGGUAGGGCUGAACAUGUCCGGAGUAUGAAAUACUGGAGCAUAUUUGGCAGUUACAAGAAGCUUUAUGUGAGAUAUAAAGAGUAAAUUAUAAAUUUCUUAUCAUGUAACGUUAUACAUCUAUUUAUUUUGACCAGUUCAUUUAUGGGACGUUCAUCCAAAGACGUUCAGAAACUUAUAUCUGUUUUUUUUUUUUUUUUUCUUUUUCUGUUUGCAUCAUAAUGUUGUCAGCCUAAUCUUCAAUGUUAAAGGGGCGUACAGACGGUUCGUUUGCAGGGUCUUUCUUUAAGAUUGGUCAGUGCAUUUGGUCAUUUAACAUUCCAUAUCCCACCCAUCACACACUUUCACACUCUCUGUCGCAUCACACAGUUCCUAUAUGUCCAUACCAUCUCAACUCCCAAGAGGACAUUUUAUUCUGAAAGAUCCCUUGGGUUCAUCAAAAUAGUGAGGUGAUCAUUUAAAAUAAAUUCGACUAAAAUCAAAAACUCUCUCCCAAGCUUAAAAUAUUAAAGAAUGUCAAAUCAGAUGGUGCUGAUCCAUAAUUGCAUUUUUAGAGAUUGAAACAAGGACCGGUUUGAAUGCUGGGACUUACUUUGUUUCCAUUCCUUUAGAUAUUGUUUGCAGUCUGCAAUUCCUUCACAAGCUUUUUCUGAGUUUAACAGCCUUAGUUGAAUGUACAGGAUUGAGACCUCCAGUUAAUAACUUGUUGGUCAUUUCAUCACUCACUUGAUUCAAGUGUGAAUAGUGACUGAUGGUCCCACAGUUCAUGUUUAUUCAGAGUUUCAGACACAUUACACGUUAAGCUGCUGCUUUUGAGAGUUCAUAAAACGUUUAGGAUGCCUUUUGAGGUAGCAUUUUCUUUCGGUUCUAUGUUUAAAUUCAACAAACAUAAAAGGGAGAGGGAGAAAGCUGCGUGCAUCAGAUAUUCUUGGCAUUUUCCAUAUGACAACGUCUACUUAAUUUUGAUUUUUCCCUUUAUACUCAUCAGUCAAAACCACUUUUUUUCUCACAUGAUUUAAGUUAAGAUUGGCUUCUGUGCAGCCUCUCUGUCCAUACAUUCUUUCAGUCAUUCAUCCCUACCAAUGUGCCUUGGUAAAAUGGUAAAUCUGGAUUUGCUUCCGCACAAAACACGCCUGUCGGUGGAGCCUGGGUUCAUGUGCGAGAAUUCCAAAUCCCGUGCUCAAUACGACGCUGGUAUAUGCACCAUUUCUGUUACUUUUUGUAUACACUGAUCGAGCAAGGGUGACGCUGCAGACAAUGAGAAACUGCACAACAACACAGCUGGCAAUAAAGGAAAAGUGCUACAACUGGUUAAUAAGAAUCUGUUUUCUGGAGCUUUGACUGGGGCAUCUUUAAUUGUUCAGUGUUUAACAUCUCUCAAUUGUUUGAAAAAUAAAAUGAUCUAAAUCUUCAGCUAA